Molecule: messenger RNA, 1093 nt
Organism: Rhizophagus irregularis DAOM 181602=DAOM 197198
Lineage: Eukaryota; Fungi; Glomeromycota; Glomeromycetes; Glomerales; Glomeraceae
Biological process (GO): maturation of SSU-rRNA from tricistronic rRNA transcript (SSU-rRNA, 5.8S rRNA, LSU-rRNA)
Cellular component (GO): nucleolus; preribosome, small subunit precursor
Source: RefSeq, a predicted model, not a curated record
AUACUUGCAAAAUGCCGCCCGUUUGCAAAAAUAAGAAUAAAGGUUAUAAAAAAAGCGAGAAAGGAUCUUUAGAUACAUUGAGCGUAACAGCACUUAAAAAGAAAAUAAGAGAUACAGAACGGUUCUUAAAAACAAAUGAGAAACUUUCAGCCAAAGGACAAGUAAGCCUGGAAAGACGCUUGAAAGCGUGCAAGUUGUUGCUAGUUGAAAGAAUGGCAGAAAAUAAGGAGAAAAAUAUGACUUCAAAAUAUCGAAUGGUUAAACAUUUCGAUCGAAAAAAAGUUGAGAGAGCAAUUAAAAAAGUCCAGAAACAACUAAACGAAACACGAACAUUUCGAGAGAAGACAGAACUUGAAAAAAAGUUGUAUGAAUUACAAAUAGAUUUUAAUUAUAUUUUGUAUUACCCAAAGAAUCUCAAGUAUUUGGCACUUCAUCCAACAAGUGGGGGAGAUGAUGAAAAAAUGAUAUCGAAAAGAAAUGAAAUUAGACAGAUAAUAAAAGGAGCUAUGCAAAGUAAUGAUUUAGAAUCUUUAAAUAAACGAUUUAAGGAGGAAAUUAAAUUACAAAUUGUUGAAAAGAUGAUGAAUAAUGAAAGUCUUAAAAAGAAAGAGAACAAAUGCCAAGAAAGAGAUAAAGAAAUUAUUAUGAGUAAUUUGAGUAAGACGAUUGAUGACGAUUUUUUUGGAUCGGAGGAUGAUAUUGAUAAAGAGGAAGAGGAACAACUUUAGAUUGUUUACCAAUAAUAGCGUAAAUUAAUAAAAGUGAAAAAUAAAAUAAAUUCUAAUUAUAAUGUUUUUCUAUGUUACCGAAAGGAGCUUGGUCAUAAUUAUGGCUAAGAAAAAAGCAUUUUACAUUUAUUCUAAUAUGUAUAAUUGCUAAAUAUUUCCUUUCGAAGAAAAAUUUAUAGCAAUCUCUAGUCAACAGUGAUAAUCGUUUUGCUGAUUGAUUCGUUCCUUGCUAGACAUCUCUUAUAUAUUUAUCAUCAAAUUAUCUCUGUUAAUGAGAAUCUAAGAAAUUUGCACAUUCUCUAAAAAAAGGAUGUCUUUAAUAGUUAUUUAGUCAUACUAUCAUAUCCCAGCAAAAAAAAAAAAAA